Messenger RNA from Mesorhabditis spiculigera, 927 nucleotides. The record is from the annotation of a GenBank genome assembly. Lineage: Eukaryota; Metazoa; Nematoda; Chromadorea; Rhabditida; Rhabditidae.
AUGAAACCCAACAGAAUACUCCUCCUCACGACAAUAUUCCUAUCCCCCGCCCUGGCAGAGCCAUUCUGGCUGUCCAUCGAGCUGACUCGAGUCGACUGGCGGGAUGGAUGCUUGACGACGGGCGGAUGCUCCCAGCCCCGGUUUCAGAUCCUCGCCGAUUUACUACCAGUUUCCGAAAAGAUGUCCAUUUCUUGGCCGGUCAGCGAGCACUUUGUGCAGGAUGCGGCCCGUCAAUUCGUCCCGCAUUGGCCUGGCGGCACGCCGAACGAUAAAACGCAUCGCGCUCGACGCGAGUUGAGCACGUUUGAUGAGGACGAGCCAAAAAGACAGCUCAUCGAAGUCCGAGGGAAAUGCUUCAACGCGACGUUGAUGAUCCAAAAACACACUGAACGGUGUCCCUGGUGUCCGCAUCCGUCCGAAAUGACGGUUAUCCAACAGGAGAUGAUGGACCCAACAUCUACCGCAUCGUUGCUAGCGUCGUUUGGGUCUUCCUCCCCGACUUUGGCGGCUUCACUUUUGGGGCUCACUGCCAUAGCGAUGUUGAGCUCAACAGCUUUUGCCUGUCUGCUCAUAUCGUACUUCCGGCAGAGGAAGAGGUUUUAUAAACAGCUCAAACAACCCCGAUUUCACCCCUACCGCGGCUCAACCCUCGUCGCCCAAAAAGACGAUGAAAACCGAUAUGACCUACCCUGGGAACAAACAAGACCCCUGACCUAUUGGAUGGGCGGCCCGAGCAAGGGAACGACAAGUCCGGGCACUACGACAAGUCCUCUCGAUUCGGCAUCAUCACUACCGUAUGCCUACCGGAUGCCGCCGAGCAUGCCACCUCCACAGAUCAACGUCCCAUCGACACGAAUCUAUCACACAAUCGGAAAUAACCACCAUCACCCACCGAUGCAGCACGACGAUUCCGGGCUGGAAUCUGUU